AUGGCAUGGCCAGGCAGUACCGACUUCUCGGGUCUCCAACAGUCCCCGACGUCGACUCCCUUCAAUGGAGACGUCCCGCCCGCGCUGCAGCAUAUCCAACAACAGCAGCAGCAGCAGCAGCAGCAACAACAGCUCACGCCCACAUCGUCGACGGCAGCAGGCCCACCGAGGAAGAGGAAGAAGAGCGAGAUCCACGAUGACACGAGUCCGCAAGCAGACACGUCAGGAGGGCUGGCAAAGGCGCAUCCAGUCAAGAGAGCGUGCAACCAGUGUCGCCAGCAAAAGCUACGAUGCAACAUCCAGACCGAGCCAGAGUUCCAGCCAUGCGGACGAUGCAUCAAGCACCACCUGACGUGCGCCAUCGACCCGGGCUUCAAGAGACAGGAGAAACGACAGCGACAUGCCGAGAUGGAACGCGAGCUCGACACGCUCAAGAACGAGAAUGCGAAUUUGCGACUGCUCAUCACACGAGGAGCCAUGCCCAACACCGCCGGUGACUCUACACAGCCUUCCGCCUUCCCGCCGCAACCGCCGUACACGAACGCGAGCGCGAACAACCCCUUCCCUGGUCCCAACGAAGCAGCCGCAUCACGUUCGUUGCUCGACCUGGCACAAGGCGGCAUCGACUAUCCGAUGCGAGAGCCGACGUUACACACGCUUGGAAGAGUCACUCUGACCGAGAAUGAAGUCAUGGACCUUGUUGGCAUCUACUUUGCGCGCUACCAUCCAUACCUCCCUUUGUUGUCACCCGACACGCCCUACACGGCCUUCUUCGCAAUGUGCCCCUUGCUACACUGGACCAUCCUUGCGAUUGCCAUGCGCCGCUACGAGGGUCGUCCAGGCCUCUUGCAAGAACUCCGUCGCUCCUUUACCGACUUGAUGUGGUCUACAAUUGCUUCGGACCCUCAGUCCUACCACGUCGUCAAGGCUCUGGUACUCAUCUGCACAUGGCCCAUGCCUAGCAGUUCGACAUCGCACGAUCCGAGCAUGAUGCUUUGUGGAACCAUGGUUCAACUCGCCAUGCAGUUUGGUCUUCAUCGCCCCUCGCAUGCUCAAGACUUUUCACGCAAUCGCAUCGAAUUGCGCGACGAGGACAUCCAGGAUCGUAUGCACACAUGGGUUGCUGUCAAUUUGAUCGCACAGAACACAUCCACUGGUUAUGGCAUGCCCCAAAUCUCGCGCUGGAACUGGUACACCCACGGCUUGCACCUCGAUCGCAUCUCUGGUGCUUUCCGCAACCGCAUCCAGAUUGAGAGAUUCGUUGAUAAGGUCACACGUACGUGCUACAUCAUGCAACGGGAUGAAUUUGUUGCUGGUGAUGAGGCUCAACGAUGGCUUCUUAUCGACACUCUGGGAAGAGAGUAUGAAGAGCUGGAAACUUCUCUUCGUGCAAACCAUGCUUCACACAUCGAUCUCCUCAACGCGCAGAUCGCAUGCCUGCAUCUGCGUUUGACAGCCUUCUUUGGUUCUCCUUCAGCACCGACGUACAAGUCUGAUCUCUCAGCCUUGUAUAUUGCUGCCACCACAGUACUCAAGUCUUUCUUGGCUCUCCCUCCUAAUGUCGGAGUACAUACUCCCGGCGGUGAGCACCUCUCAGGGCCUUACCAAUGCUUUGCGACCAACUACAUGAUGCAGAUGCUCUUGGCGGCUGGCUUCACUCUGAUGAAAUUGCUCAACUCUUUCUUCUCUAACAAGGUCGAUGUCACCAGCGGAAGAACUUUGUUCCUACAGACAGUCGCCGCCCUUCGUAAUUUAUCUGUCGCACCCAACGACCUUCCUCAACGUCUUGCAGAAGUCCUCGCUCAACUAUGGCAAGCCAACGGCGGAGGCUCAACCAACAAGCUCUACCCUGACUCACCAAACUUCAUCCAAGAUCCAGAACAAUCGCUCCAACUCAAGGUACGCUGUAGAAUGAGCAUGAGUCUGCUUUAUGACAGCGUCUGGAGAUGGAAGGAUCACGUUGGUGCUGGUGCAUCCAAGAACCUCGAUCGCGCUAUUCAACAUCCCACCAUCCCUACUGCUAUCCCCAACGCAGACACUACCACUACCAGUGAUGCGCUGCCGCCGUCAACCAUGGCGCCCGACCAAGACUUGACUCUGAGCGGACUCGAAAACUGGGAGAAUCUAAACUUUGCAGCGAACGCACCGUUCGAUUCUUUGGGCUGGGCAUUGGAUGGGUUCUUGGAUAUGCCGGAAGGUUUCAUGGCUUAG
This is a messenger RNA of Aureobasidium namibiae CBS 147.97, 2211 nucleotides long. RefSeq lists its product as uncharacterized. The transcript is spliced from 2 exons. Gene Ontology annotation, biological process: regulation of DNA-templated transcription; DNA-templated transcription. Bases 1 to 2211 code for a protein of 736 amino acids. Lineage: Eukaryota; Fungi; Ascomycota; Dothideomycetes; Dothideales; Saccotheciaceae. The record is from RefSeq and is a predicted model, not a curated record. Gene Ontology annotation, molecular function: transcription cis-regulatory region binding; zinc ion binding; DNA-binding transcription factor activity, RNA polymerase II-specific. Gene Ontology annotation, cellular component: nucleus.